Messenger RNA from Suillus subaureus, 843 nucleotides. RefSeq lists its product as uncharacterized. NCBI's taxonomy places the organism in Eukaryota, Fungi, Basidiomycota, Agaricomycetes, Boletales, Suillaceae. The annotation marks the transcript as partial. The record is from RefSeq and is a predicted model, not a curated record. The transcript has a single exon.
ACCCCAGAUUCGCCAUCCCGUCAUCACUAUGACAGCAAAAUCACUGAUACCCCCUCAAAAUGUAUGUGCCUGAUGACAGCUUCGCUCUCACAAACAUCAUCUUCAUUCCUUGUAUCAAAGACAUGGAUGUCAAAAGGUCAGUUGAUCCCCGCACCAGUGUUCAAGAAACCACCAGUACUACCAGAGCCAGAUUGGAGCUUGUUGAUUGCAAAACAAGCUUCAGGAGACAAGAUGAGAGAUAUUGAGCACUGGAAAACUCAUUGCCUGGACCUCGAGGAGGCUCUCCGGCACGCAAAACACCAACUUGCUACACGUGAACAAAUCAAUGCAGGCCAGAAUGCACAGAUCAUAAUUCAAGAUCUUACCUUACGAAAACUCAAUGAGACCCUCAACACAGGUGACAAGAAAGACACAGAUCGAGUCAAACUGUAUCCAAAGGGGAAUGGGCGUCAUAUGACAGAACACUGGUUUAUUGAUGAAUUGAAGGAGGAUCAUGCCAAGCGUGCCAAAAAAGUGGAAGUGAGAAAACAAAGAAAAGCAGCAAGAGAUGUGAGGUGUGGCGAGGGUGUUGAGCUGGUGACACAGUGGAAUGAGAUCAAGGAGAAACAUGCAGCAGCUGUGAGGGACUGGCAGGUCAAGUGCGAGCACUUGAAUGUAGAGGGUGUGAGAAAGAAAGAUUGGCCAAAGAAACCAAAAUGGCCACUAAAGCCCAAGCGAGCACCACAGCAGGCAGUUGAAGCAGAUUGUGAUGAUGAAAAUGGUUCAGGGCUGGUGGCUGAGGGUGUUGACAAGCAAGAACAUGGUAGUUCUAGUAGCGAGUCCUCUGAUGAAGAGAAUGUGUGA